CUGUAUGUCUUUAUUAACAAUGAUCUUCAGAGUCAGACAUGGUAGCGCUGAAUUCAAAUCACAGCUCUUGGGGGGCUGAGGCAGGAAGAUCACUUGCUCAAGGUCAGCUUCCAGGCCAGCCUGGGCUACAUGAGUCCUUUCUCAAGAGAAUGAAAAGAAGAGAACAAGUUGUACAUCUUUUUCAUCACAGAUCACUUGAGAUUCAUCCUAUGGGCUACAGAAACCUGAAAGAUAUCUUGGCAGAGCACCUGCCUAAAGAGGAGUGCUGGCCUUAGGGGAGGUUUGGGCCACUGUGACCUCAUGGAAAUGCAGCCAUGGUGACAGGCACAUCAGUGUCCUCCAUCCUACUGUCUCCCUGCCAGAAGCUCCUCCAUAGCCCCCAAACCAACUGGAAGCCAGACAUACCCUCUGAUGUGGUCUGCACAGGUUAGUCUCCUGGGCAAAGAACAGAGCUGGAGAGGGAGAAUGAAGGGUAAAUAGAAGAUUCUCAGGGUCCCUACACGCACGCACGCACGCACGCACGCACGCACGCACGCACGCACGCACACACACACUCUGGCCAGUGCAUUCUUUUCCAGGCAGCAUAGUUAUGGGCCUAACUCUAGUCAUUCCCCCUAGAGAGCACAGAACCAUAACAAAGGCCCUUAGCAACAGAAGGCCCUUAGCAACAGUGGUCUCUAAUCUCACAGGGUUCUAACAGAACCUUCUCCAUCCCCAUCACAAGUCUCUUCUGGUACAUUUUGUUUUGGGGUUUUGGUUUUUUUCUUAAAUUUAUUUAUUCUGUGUCUGUCUGUGAGUGAGUGCAUGCCUGGAGGGGUCAGAGGUCAACUUUCUGUUCUUCCUUCUUUCUACCGUGUGGGCUCUAGGCUUCCCCACUCACGCCUUCGUGCCUGGUGGCAAGCAUGGUAACUCAGCUAGCCAUGUUUGCAGACCAAGUCUCAGGCUGGCCUAGAACUCCAUUAAGGCUGCUUGCCUCAAACCUUCUGCACCCUGACUCAGCCUCCCCAGUGCUGGGAAAUGGUCCUGCACCUCCAGCUGACUCCCUUUAGUCUUUCAUGACCUCCUCCAAAGCUUUAGUUCAACUUCAUCUGCACCUGAUCUCAAAGCUGCUCCACAAAGACUCCAGCCACGAAGACUGCUUUUCCCCAAGGCCUCUCAGUUUGUGCUCCUCAUACUCUUCCCCAUAUUACACUAAGAUAAAGAACCUCCCUUCACUUCUUGGACAAAGCUCCUAAAAGCCCUGCAAUUUCCUGAGUGAUAAAGGCUUAAAAGGGCAUCUUCUGUGUAUUAUAGUAAGACUCUUUCCACUGGCUUAAGCCAACAGGGUUAACUUUUGGAAAGUCCCAAGGGCAGGGAUGGGGAAGGGGCUAGAACUUUUAACUCAACUGGUUCUUAGCCAAUAGCUAAUGAUUUAAUGGCUCAUCCCAGCAUGAUGACAGUCCUUAACACCCCCAAAAGAUGGAGUCAGAGAAGGUGGUGCCCAAGGACAUGGAAGCUCCAGACCCAUCUCCCCAGCACCUUCUCUCUCUUAUCUGUUCCAUCUGGCUUAUCUGGCUAUCACUGUUAGAUACUUUAUAAUAGUGAACCAGCAAAUGUGGGCAAGGUGCUUAACCUUAGCCCUGUGAGCCAGCCCAGCAAAUUACCAAAGUUGAAGAGGGGCUUGUCGUGUCCUUGAUUUAUAAAGCUGGUGGUGCCUAAGACUUGAGGCCUGGACUCAAGGCCAGCAUCUUAACCUGGAGCCGUCUUGUUGGAUAGAGCCCCUCCACAUGGAGGCCUGGCAGGCAAUGUCAGCCAUGAAUUACACUGUAGGACACUUGAUCAGUUUUCACCAGGAACUGGGGAACUGGUUGGUGUGGGAAGAACCUUCCCAUGAAGUGCUGUAACUGGGGAACUGGUUGGUGUGGGAAGAACCUUCCCAUGAAGUGCUGUAACUGGGGAACUGGUUGGAUCCGACUCCUGCAAGUUGUCCUUUGACCUCCAUACACAUCCUGUGGCAUGCAUGCCUGCACACACCAAAAAAUUAGGAUCAAAUUAAAAGAAACACAGUGUACUUUGUCCUUUUUUACCCAAACAUCUCUUGCAUCUCUGAGAGUCACUUUCUCAGAGCCAUCUCCCCUGAAAUGCUAUCCAAACCUGCCCUCUACACACAGUGCUCUGCAGACCACGAGAGCAGACUUCUCGCCCGUUGGUUCACCAGGCCUAGCAGUGCUGCAUGAACAUGGCUAGAGAUGUGUCCCCACCAGACACUGAGAGUGCCUGGAAGCCAGGGCUGCACCGCUCUCUGGGGGAGGGCAGCUGAACCAAGGCAGGCAGGAGGCUGGAGUCUUUUGCUAAUCUCUCCCCUCACCUGGGUCGAGGAGAGGCUGAGUGGAUACUGCCUGCGGGGAAGGGAAGGGUCAGAGUGAGUUGGGUUCGCAGCCCUGCCUCCCCUGUGACCCAGUGACUGAAGUGAGGAAGGCUAUUCCUGGGAGGGCAUUUACAUGAGGUUUGGACCCCUGCUCAGCGUAGGGUGGAAGUGGGAAGUGGCUCAGUCCACUGUCCUUGUCUCACUUUCUGUUCCUCCAAAGUGUCUCCGUAAAUGCUCAAAUGCCUUUCUAGAUUCUACUGCAGAUUUCAAGGUGAGGCAGGAGGGCAGUGCUGCAGAUCCUGAAGCCAGCAAACCAAAGUGCUUCUGGGACAGGUUUCAUGUGUUCCAGUGCUCUCUGGAGCCCCUCAGAGAGCUGGCUCUUUCCUUUUCCAGGCCCUGGCCUCACUCAGCUCACUCCACGCCUGGAUCAGACUGCAGACUUCAGCCUCUCUCUUCCAUAAGGGAGAAAGUCAGCCAGCCCUCCUCAGCUGCCUGUCUUAACCUGCCUGCAUCAUGAAGCCUGAGGAAAUUUCAAGUAACUCCCCCCACCCCCACCCCCAGGAUCUGGGGACAGCCACUGUUUAUUGAUUCACCUCAGGAUCUGAGGACAGCCACUGUUUCUGUUUAUCACUUCUUUGGUUCUGGUUUUCAUUUGAGACAGGUUCUUAUUAUGUUGGCCUGGCUGGUCUUCAACACCCAGGAUCCUCCAGCCUCAACCCCUCUCAGAUGCUGGGAUUGCAGGCCUAGGGUACCAUGCUUGGUACCCUCAGAUCCCAGUACCCUUCUAUACCUUCAGGAGCUGAUCAAAGUCUUUCUCCCAUGUACAGUCUGCUCUUUUAGAGAAAUUGUGUGGAGCUAGGUGUGGUGCAGGGUUGCAGUUCCAGCCAUUUGGGAGGCUGAGGCAGGACAGCUGCUUGAACUCAGGCACCUGGACAAUAUAAUGAGACCCUGCCCACACACCAAAAAAAGCAAUUUAUCAGCAUGUUAUUUUUCAUCCCCCUUUUAAACCCUCUCUGCCUUCUUCAUGGGGUGCUGGUGUCAGCAGAAGUCAUGGGGAAGUGAUGCCUGGGAGUUAGUAGAGGAGGAAUGAGUAGAAAGGGGAAGUAUGAGAGAGGUCCCAGAGGAGACUGUGGAAGGACGAGCAGGCAGACAGAGAGACUCAUCUCCCCACCUAAGACCACCAGCAUCUGCUGAGCCAUGAGCCAAAGCAAGGACUUGCAGGGAGGAAAAGCUUUUGGACUACGCAAGGCCCAGCAGGAGGAGGGGCUGAAUGAGAUCAACAAGCAAUUCCUGAAUAAUCCUAAAUACUGCAGUGAUGAGGACCUGCCCUCCAAAUUGGAAGCCUUCAAGAAUAAGUACAUGGAGUUUGAUCUGAAUGGGAAUGGAGAUAUUGAUAUUAUGUCCUUGAAGCGAAUGCUGGAGAAACUUGGGGUUCCUAAGACCCACCUAGAGCUAAAGAAAUUAAUUAGAGAGGUGUCCAGUGGCUCCGAGGAGACGUUUAGCUACUCUGACUUUCUCAGAAUGAUGCUGGGCAAGAGAUCCGCCAUCUUGAGAGUGAUUCUGAUGUAUGAGGAAAAAAACAAAGAACACCAGAAGCCAACUGGUCCCCCAGCCAAGAAAGCUAUUUCUGAGUUGCCCUAAUGGAGGUGGAUGUGCACAUGGUGGGACUGAAGGGGCCGUCGAACGACAGCAGCACGGAAAGAAGUAGUUGUGAGCCAGAGUCAAACUAAAUAAAUAAUGCUCCCUACCGGGUCAA
Messenger RNA from Peromyscus californicus insignis, 4103 nucleotides. RefSeq names its product allograft inflammatory factor 1 (gene Aif1). Gene Ontology annotation, molecular function: actin filament binding; calcium ion binding. Gene Ontology annotation, biological process: actin filament bundle assembly; ruffle assembly. Bases 3545 to 3988 code for a protein of 147 amino acids. Lineage: Eukaryota; Metazoa; Chordata; Mammalia; Rodentia; Cricetidae. The transcript has 6 exons. The record is from RefSeq and is a predicted model, not a curated record. Gene Ontology annotation, cellular component: actin filament; ruffle membrane.